AACCACCGCACCGCCUUAAAUGCCCCUCCAUCCCCCAUUCCCAUCCCUCCUCACCUCCACCUCCACCUAGCUCUAGAGCCUUCCCUCUCCUCCUCCUCCACAUCCACCGGAGAGAGUGUGUUUAUUGGUUCUUGGAGGAGAGAUGUCCAAGAUGGCGGAGGAGAAGGUGCUGGCGGCGCCGGCCACCGUCGACGGCGGGAUGCAGUCCUCCGGGGACCUGCAGGCUUCGUCGGCGGCGGCGGCGCGUGUGCGGCCCGUCGAGACGCUCCUCCGCGCCGCGCCGCUGGGGCUCUGCGUCGCCGCCAUGGCCAUCAUGCUCCGCAACUCGGUCACCAACGAGUACGGCACCGUCUCCUACUCCGACCUCGGCGGCUUCAAGUACCUGGUGUACGCGAACGGGCUCUGCGCCGCCUACUCGCUGGCGUCGGCGUUCUACAUCGCCGUGCCGAGGCCGGCGACGUUGUCCCGCUCCUGGGUCGUUUUCCUCCUCGACCAGGUGUUCACGUACCUGAUCCUGGCAGCGGGGGCGGCGUCGGCGGAGCUACUGUACCUGGCGUACAACGGCGACAAGGAGGUGACGUGGAGCGAGGCGUGCGGCGUCUUCGGUGGAUUCUGCCGGCAGGCGAGGACGUCGGUGGCCAUCACCUUCGCCUCCGUUGCCUGCUACAUCCUCCUCUCCCUCAUCUCCUCCUACCGCCUCUUCAGCGCCUACGACCCACCCCAGCCUUCCCUCGGCAACAAGGGCGUCGAGAUCGCCGCCUUCCCCCGCUGAUCGCCGCCGCCGCCGGAGACGAAGAAGAAGACGACCACCCAGACGACCACCACCACCACGACAUCCCCAGCUACUAAGCUUGAGCUGCUGCGUGCUUGGGUACUACUACUAGCUAGGCGAGAGCAUGAUUAAGUAAUAAUAAUAAGUACUUUUAUCUCUCCAGCUAAAUAUAUAGUGAUGAGUGCUUUUUAAUUUCUUCUUGUGCUCUGUUAUAUAUAUAUGUGAUUAUCUCUGACCUGAUCAUGAUCAUCGUCGUCAUAUACUCAUAUAUCUCUACUCGAACUCGUGGUAUGUAUGGUUGUUGAUUCGAUCAGCUGUGGUGAACUGAUUGACCCGUUACAAAGAUUGCAAACUGGAUAUGUAUCUGCGGUUAGAGAAUGGGUGGUAUAAUUUGAGA
Messenger RNA from Oryza sativa Japonica Group (Japanese rice), 1169 nucleotides. The record is from RefSeq and is a predicted model, not a curated record. NCBI's taxonomy places the organism in Eukaryota, Viridiplantae, Streptophyta, Magnoliopsida, Poales, Poaceae.